Messenger RNA from Juglans regia (Persian walnut), 1694 nucleotides. Its product is annotated as lysophospholipid acyltransferase LPEAT1-like. The coding region runs from base 232 to 1458 and encodes 408 amino acids. Lineage: Eukaryota; Viridiplantae; Streptophyta; Magnoliopsida; Fagales; Juglandaceae. Gene Ontology annotation, cellular component: endoplasmic reticulum. The transcript is spliced from 9 exons. Gene Ontology annotation, molecular function: lysophosphatidylethanolamine acyltransferase activity. The record is from RefSeq and is a predicted model, not a curated record. Gene Ontology annotation, biological process: phospholipid metabolic process.
AGAGAAGAAGAAGAAAAAAAAAAAAAAAAAAAUCCCACGGAAUUUGCUAACUUGAACGCUACUUCCAGUAAGGCAGUAACUGGCACCACAAACAGCAGACUCUUGGCAAGCCCAAUCAUGAUGCCUUUCCAGAUCUACAGCAAUUCCCUCCUCAUCUUUGGUAGAUGUUCCUCCCCCAGACAACUCUCCCUGUGAAAACAAUGGCCGUCCGGUGAUUCGGGCUUCGAAAACAUGGAGACCCAACUUAAAGACCUUCAUCCUACUCAAGGCCAACGCCAACCCAAGCCCGAGCUCUCCGAACGAUCCGAAUCCAUCCACUACGAGGGCUCCACCAAAGAUGACCGCUCGCUCCUCAAGCCUGAGUCCUCCUCCUCCUCCUCCUCCAUCCUUUUUUCCAACGAGAGCCCCGAGGAGCUGGAGAAGAAGUUCGCUGCUUUUGUUCGACAUGACGCGUACGGACCAAUGGGACGCGGCGAGCUGUCCUUGGAGGAGAAGGUCCUGCCUGCCAUCGCGUGGGUGUUCCUGGUGCCGAUACGCGUGGUCUUCGCCAUCAGCCUGCUGCUUUUGUACUACGUGAUAUGCCGGAUUUGCACGCUGUUCUCGGCGCCGAAUCGGGACGACGAUGAGCAGGAGGAUUAUGCGCACAUGGGCGGCUGGAGGAGGGCUGCAAUUGUCCAGUGUGGGAAGUUCCUUUCCAGGAUCAUGCUUUUCGUUUUCGGUUUUUAUUGGAUCAAAGAGACGUUCCGAAUUCCUGACAAUGACGACAAGUCAUCUGCCGCUUUGAAUGAGGUCAAAGAUGUGUGUGAAGAGCCUGAAAGACCUGGGGCAAUUAUAUCUAACCAUGUCUCCUAUAUAGACAUAUUGUAUCACAUGUCUUCAUUCUUCCCGAGCUUUGUUGCUAAGCGAUCAGUGGCUAAACUUCCUCUAGUUGGUCUCAUCAGCAAGUGCCUUGGUUGUGUUUAUGUUCAGCGGGAGUCAAAGUCAUCUGACUUCAAGGGUGUUUCAGGUGUUGUGACUGAAAGAGUUAAAGAAGCUCAUCAAGACAAGUCUGCUCCAAUAAUGAUGCUUUUUCCUGAAGGCACAACUACAAAUGGAGACUUCCUCCUGCCAUUCAAGACAGGUGCAUUUUUAGCAAAAGUGCCAGUGCUUCCAGUGAUCCUACGGUAUCCUUUCCAAAGAUUUAGUCCUGCCUGGGAUUCAAUAUCUGGGGUGAGACAUGUCAUUUUUCUUCUCUCUCAAUUUGUAAAUCACUUAGAGGUGAUUCGAUUACCUAUUUACUACCCCUCGCAGCAAGAAAAGGAUGAUCCAAAACUUUAUGCCUACAAUCUUAGAAGGUUGAUGGCAAGUGAGGGCAAUUUGAUUUAUUCAGAUAUCGGGCUGCCCGAAAAAAGGAUCUAUCUUGCUGCUCUCAAUGGUAAUAAUAGCCUGCCUAGUGUUUUGCAUCAGAAAGACAAUUGAUAAUUUCAUGGCUUCGCCCCCAAAUGAUAUCUUGUCCCAGUUUGUUAUGCCAACACUAAUUCGGAGCUAUCUGUUAUAUCUUUGUAUGGUUAUGUUAUUUAUUGAAAAACAAAUUGGAAGUGUAUACAGAAAUCAUGUGCUGAACAAGUAUCUCUAUGGUCCGAUGUGUUUGAACACUCCUCAAUUAUAUGAUCAGAACACUAUUCUAAAUGGUUGAACACUCCUCAAUUAUUACA